CCCUCCCCACCCGUCUCCCCCUCAGCAGCGCGUCUCCGGCCGCGCCUCGGAUGCAGUGCGACCAGCGGCAGCCACCGUCCAGCAGACCCUGCGUCCGCACAGCAGCACCGCCACCCCGAACGAUGCCAUUCACGCAGACGCGACAGAAGCACGCGUUCAUUUGACAACCGCCGACCCCCACACGCAGCCGUCGCCGCUCCUCAGUCAGUGCCCUGCGCCAACGCCCCGGCCCUUCCCCUCCCUCCCCCAGCCCACCGGCCCUCCAGUCGAGCGGGACCAUGAUGCUCAGCAGCUCCGUGGAGGUGCCCAGCCCCGGCGGCAUGAGCGGCCUCAGCAGCCUGAGCGCGGCGGCCCGGAACGUGGUGCGCUCCUCCAGCAUCUCGGGGGCCAUGUACAGCCUGGAGAAGAGCCCCGGCGGAGGCGGUGGAGGCGGCGGCGGCGGCGGUGGGCCGGACUCCGCGUCGCUGGCCGGCAACAAGAAGCGGCGCUCCAGCUUGGGCGCAAAGAUGGUGGCCAUCGUGGGGCUGUCGCAGUGGAGCCGGAGCACACAGCAGCUCAACCAGCAAGACGGGGGGACCAAGAAGCUCCGGAGCACCAUCCGACGGAGCACGGAGACCGGCAUUGCCGUGGAGAUGAGGAACCGAGUCACACGGCAGGGCAGCAAGGAUUCAACUGAUGGCAGCACCAACUCGAACAGCUCUGAUGGAACGUUUGUCUUUCCUACCACCCGCUUGGGGCCCGAGAGCCAGUUCAGUGACUUCCUGGAUGGACUUGGCCCUGCUCAGAUUGUGGGCCGGCAAACACUAGCUACACCCCCCAUGGGGGAUGUUCACGUGGGCAUGGUUGACAGAGGAGGGCAGCUGGAGGUGGAGGUCAACCAGGCCAGAGGGCUGAUCCCGAAACCAGGCUCCAAGAACAUACCAGCAGCAACCUAUGUGAAGGUGUAUGUCCUGGAGAAUGGAGUGUGCUUGUCCAAGAAGAAAACCAAAGUCGUAAAGAAAACUCUGGACCCCACGUACCAGCAGGCUCUGUUGUUUGAUGAGAGUCCUCAGGGCAAAGUCCUACAGGUCAUAGUUUGGGGGGAUUAUGGGCGUAUGGACCACAAGUGCUUCAUGGGAAUGGCCCAGAUCCUUCUGGAGGACUUGGACCUGUCUGCCACGGUCAGUGGCUGGUAUAAGCUGUUCCCUACCUCCUCUCUGGCAGACCCCAGCAUCGGACCCCUCACCCGACGCCUCUCGCAGUCGUCCCUGGAGAGCGCCACCAGCCCCUCGUGCCCCUAGACGGCCAGGAGACGCCCCCACAGGCAGAGUCAUGCAGACAAGGACACGCGUACUGUAUAUACACAAUGACUGUAUUAGAAGUGCAGGACAGGUGGGCACACACGCAUAUACUGUAAUACAGGAUCUCAUUCAUAGGAACACAUACACAUUGAUGUGCUGCCACGUCCUUUGUCAACGACACAUCCAUGUUCUCACACACUCAGGUGUUUUUUCAGUUGCGAUGCCCAAAUGGGAAAACACUCUCUGCCAGAACAUGUAGCAAGCCUCACCUCGCCAUCAGACCGUUUCCUACCGUACCGCGACGCGACGACCCGCCAGGUGCCAUAUUCCGCAUUCCCGAGGCGUCACAUCCCUGCGGCGCGACUCAUCCCAGGGCCGUCCUGGUGCCAGUUCCUAACGUCUCUAUGCCAAACUAAGAAAAGAACUUUAUUUUUCAAAAACCAAAGCAAUUGUUCUUGUUGUUAUUAUUACUAGAAGUCGUAGGUGAACUAGUCUAUAAAUGAUAAAGUAUGGAUAUGUAGCAGAGUCAAAGACUUAGAUGUAAUGCAAAAAAACAAAGACACACUCUACACACUGACAAACACCUAAACACACCUGAGCAACAGGCUCAGUUGUUCACAUAAUGGCUUUUAUGUGAGGUAGCAACACUGCUAUUCUAUCAUUUUCACAGGGCAGAGUUUAUAUAUAAAAAAAAAAUAUAUAUAUAGUAUAUAUAUAUAUAAAUAGAUAAAUACUUAUUUGUGUUUAUGUAUGUAUCGGCUGCAUUCUGCAUGUUUGCCUGCGACCCUUUUAGAGACAUUUUGAAGUGCUUCAGUCUUUUUUGGCCGGUGUAGUAGGAGCACAGAGCCCCUUCGGGCCGUGACCGCCGACAGAGGACGGGGGCUUCGGUGACGGGGAGGCCGCCGCCGUCACCAGCACAAGAAGGCACCGCGCUAGGCGGCCGUCAGCACAUCCCUGGCCCCGCCUUGGCUUUUCCAGUCAGUAGCACGCCCAGGGACGUGCCCUAGUCUCUCUGCAUACCAGCAUCUAUACGGUCGUCCAUCCCGUUGGUUUCCCCAGACCUGUGUCAUUUGUUGCAUCUUUUCACACUUUUCCUACUUGAUGAAGGAGGCAGGGAGGUGAUGAACCUUUUUCUGUGUGUGUGUGUGUGUGUGUGUGUGUUUGGUCCCAGCCGGAUACUCGACCACAUGCCAAUCGCACACAUAUCGUAGCUGGUACCUACGUUUUUUAACCCUCCUCUACUUUGUGUGUAGUCGCUUCUCUCUGUCUCACUGACUGUAAAUUGCAGAGUGUGUAUUUGAUUCCAGAAGACUUUUUGCUUUUUAAUAUCUGACUGUUUACACCAGUGUUUAGUUGCAGGGGGAUUGUUAACCUGCCAUUUACGAUAGUUUAACUUGUUUCAGGUGCAAUAUAUAAAAUCAGAUUUUAGCGUACUUGAUAUUUCCUGCUGUGUUUAAGAUGGCACUUUACUGUAAGAUAUUUUUUACUUUGAAAUCUUUGUAUUGACCACUUUAUUUAUUUUAUUUUUAUUUGGUAACAGUGGCUCCUUUGCAUUGAAAAUUCAAUUGAAAGAAGAAUUGAAUUUUCAGAGAGAGGUUUAAAAGUUCUAUAGGUCUAAUGAAACAGGACAGUUUUGCCUUGCAGCAUUUGAUGAAGUGCCCGUAAUAACAGUAUUUGAAAAAAACAUGCCUAAAAUGACGAUUUUAUUGAUUACAGUACAGUAUCUGUAGAUCCUUGGAUUUUAUUAUAAGCAAAAUUGUAUACAUACGCCUCCAAAAUACAAGAUGGCAUUCGAUUUUAAAAUUUAUUUUUGUGUUGGAUUUACUCAAAUUAUUCAACUGAGAAUUUUAACCCCUUUUUAAAAUUUCAACAAAUGCUUUAAGUAUUUUUAAGAAGGUAAGACUGACCUGUUGCCUUUUAAUACCUACUGUAGUUGUGCAAUAGCUGCAGCUUCAUAAGCAAAAGAGAAAAGAGAGUUCCUGUUGUUUCUAUAACUUAUUUGACAUGAAGAUGCAUUUGUCUGCCUGUCCACCAUCAGACCAACACCUAACCUGACACUGACACUGCCUUUAGUACUAAAGGCCUGUUAAAGGCGUUGAUGUGUUUAUGUAUCACAUCUUCUAUUGAUUCAUUUUUAUAUUUUAAAUUUGGGUUUUCUGGUGUUUUAUAAUUUUGUAGAGGAGGGUAAAUGGGCGUUUUUGACCCUCUCUUAACACCAUGAACCAUGAAGGUCUUGGCUCCAGUUUGCAUUUGUUUAGGAGCUACUUCCUCCUGGAUCUCUACUUGUGUGGUCUUGUAAAUGAAGUCAUUUUAUCUUAUUGUUCUAUUUUUGUGGACAGCUGGCAUGAUGUUAAAAAAAGGACUUUUGCCGACUCUUGGUAUUUGCACACAUUCUCUACAGUGUGCAGACAAAAAAGCUUGGCUGACGACAGAAAUUAAACAAAAAACUCUGAAGAAGUCUAAAGAAUUGCUCUCGACAUGUAUAAUUCCCUGCUAAAUGUUCAGUCCUUGGUAAACUAUAAAAAAAUGCUGUUAAUAUUUUUCCAUGUGAUUCCAAAUGUUUUGGCGCUUGUAUGAACCUGUAUUGUCCCUUUGCUGUAUAUUGAAUAACCUAAAACGCGAUGAGUCCACGCUGAGUGAGAAUUAAGGCACAUCCAUGAGAUGCAUCGUCAUGACGUGUCUUCUGCAGAGCACACUUUGCCUAAUGUGCCCAAAUCCGCUGAGUCCUGCAACCAAAAGGAAAGGUUGAAGUCCUGUCUUUCUUCAAAGUGUGGGUGUGUGUGUCUCCCCGAGAUGUAUCUGACUGUGUGAUGCGUAGCGAGUCGCAGGGCAGCUGGAUGUGAGCGAGCGAGCGAGCGAGAGAGAGAGAGAGAGAGAGCUUUAAAUGUGUAGAUAUUUUUUAAGAAGCCAGUUGGUGGUGAAUUCUCAACGAGGAGACAUUAAUUUGUGAUCAAUUAAAAAUCACAGGAUUAACAGGCGUUUUCUCACCACAUGCUCAUUGCAUUUAUUUGGAGUCUGCUAUUACAGUGAGUAAUUGACCCCUAAGCUGAGACGGAAGCUCAACAAGAGGUUGAAGCGCGAGGGGACGGUUGUAGCAGGUGGUCAGAGAUCCGUCAUGGUGUAAAGGUUGAUGCAUGAAAGUGAACUUGAUGUCGUUGGAGUUUUUGAGGAGUUCAUUAUAGACACUCAGGAGCGGUUUUGGAAAGGGCCCAAGGCGCGUGGCGCCUGGUGAGCGGUGAACGGGUGGGGACAGUCCGUGCAUACUGUACAGUACGUCGCUGGGCUGCGAUUUGAAUGUAAAGGCUGUGACUGGAAUGUAAACGCUGGCUUCCCUCCGCGCGGAGCGUCCUCUGAAGCCGCUCGGAUCGCGCGCGGGGCUUUUUGCAAUUUACCUUCAGUCGACCCGACUCGUGCUGUGUUGAGACUGCAUCUUAUUUUUGUAAAGGAAGCGGUGUUCUUGGCUGAGGGUGGCGUUAGAGAGGCGGUGUGGGCGUAACUGCCUUUAGGUUUUACUGAGAAUGAGGGCUUGUUCAGUUUACAAUGGCCUUAUUUUGUGUAGGAGAUGUCGCUUCACUAUUGUAGCACACAACUGAAAGUUUUGACAAAUGUACUUUGCUUGAACUAUUGUAUUGAAGUUAUACAUGCGUAUAUGUAUAGUUUUCUGAAUGUAUUUCCUAAUCUUUACACCAGAACUACUUGUAGCGUCUUAUUCAUCCGUCUCCUUGAAGACUUUUCCGGGGCUCUCGCCUGCAUGGGUGCAGGUGGCCCCUACUCUUACUGUACUGUACACUGUAUGUCUGUCUGUGUUUAUAUGGAAGAACAGUGCUGCGUAUGGAACAGGCACGAAGUCCGUCUGGCGAAAUGCAUUUUUUGAUUUAUUUAAAUCGCCACGAUGGACUUCAAGCAAAAACGAUUGCGAUUCUCCCCCCUGCGCCGUCUGAUUUAUUAACUCGCCCAUUUAUUCUAUGAAGUGGAUAAAAUUGUUUUUUUUCUACUUUGAACUUGACAAUAUUUGCCGCAUGGUUACUCUGAUGAUUUCUGUUGCCUUUAAUGGUUCUGGUUGUGUGAUUUAAAAAAAAGAAAUCGAUAAGUUAUGGUAAUGGUCAAAGUCAUUUAGACCCAGUGCAAUAUAAAAUAUCUAUUCACUGGGAUGCAAGGCAAUUAUCAAAAAUGCUGUAUCGUUAAGUAGCAUGAACUCAGCUUUCCAUCAUUUGGAACACACCUUCUGGCAAUAACCAUCAACUCUCACUGUUUUUUGUGGAGCCUUUAAUGUGGCUCUUUGUCAUUUCUCACCGUUUGCAAUUUUCAUAAUGACACAUAAGAUACAAGGUCAGACUGUAUCUUUAAUUACCUGUAGCACUUCAGGCCAACACACGAGCCCCCGUGAACAACCCCGUGCAGGUUCCUUAUGAAGCAUGCGUUCCAUGUGUCUGUUUGCCAAUGUAGCCGCUGCCACCAAGGGCACAAAGCAGACAUCACUGCUGGGUUGAUGGAUAUGUUGGGGUGUUUAAUGCCGGGUACGCCAGUUUAUGUUGCAUUCAUCCACUUUAAGUGUUUGUAUUCACAGCACAAGUAUCCCCAGUAGCCAUUCUGUGCUGAUUAGAUGUCUGUGUGAUAUGUUAAGGCCAAUGUAGCUCCUUCCCCCGCUGUCGAGACAACCUCCAUCUUAGCAAACCCAGCAAAGUACAACCCCCCCCCCCCCCCCCCCCCCCCCAUAAGACAUCAGGAACUGAUGGAAAUGAUAAAGCUUAUAUAUUUAAUGUACAGGAGCACAAUCAAGCACAUUUAGCAAAUCCCUGCUCUGGAAUCCAGUGUUAGAUGGAUGAGAGCCUCCCAAACCUCCAGCCCAGUUCAAUUGGACUUCUGGUGUUGUUAGAUGAGUGGUUGUCAAUUCUUAACUGGCCUUAACCUUUUCACCAAGGAGUGUUCACAGAGUACAUCCUAAAGGGCAAAGCAAAGCAGACUGUCUGAUGAAAGGAUGCGGUUCAUGGCAACGAAGAAAAAGGGAGCUGUAAUUUUAUACCUGUGCUUUGUAAAUGUUUUCUAUGUGCAGUAUUUGAUAAUGUAAAACUGGUAUUUUUGUGGUUUGUACGCUGCAGAGUUGAUUACUUAAGGUGCACGUAGUUUUGUAAGAAAAUAGAUGCGAAAUGAGGAAAAAAAAGAGCAAUUUCAGAUUCAGAAGCCUGUAUUUGCAUGUCCUGGACACAAAGUCAAUAAAGUUUAUUUGAAUCACAAACA
Molecule: messenger RNA, 6518 nt
Organism: Betta splendens (Siamese fighting fish)
Lineage: Eukaryota; Metazoa; Chordata; Actinopteri; Anabantiformes; Osphronemidae
Gene: rims3
Product: regulating synaptic membrane exocytosis 3
Exons: 7
Coding region: 279-1280 (333 amino acids)
Biological process (GO): regulation of membrane potential; positive regulation of synaptic transmission; calcium ion-regulated exocytosis of neurotransmitter
Cellular component (GO): presynaptic membrane; cytoskeleton of presynaptic active zone
Molecular function (GO): transmembrane transporter binding; small GTPase binding
Source: RefSeq, a predicted model, not a curated record